GCGCUUCCAUAGCUUCACUCUCAUCCAACGCCUUCCUGUACAAACACACGUGGAUUCCAGCCUGACGCCAGGCAGCACAAACAACAAUAACAUGGCAAGCCACGGGCUCAUAUACGACGGCUGCAAUUUUUUCAGACAGCGGCUUGUUUUAUCCACACUCAGCGGAAAGCGUGUUAAAAUAAAGAAUAUAAGGUCGAGAGAUGACAACCCGGGGCUCCGAGAUUUUGAGGCCAGCUUCAUCAGACUGCUUGACAAAGUGACCAAUGGCUCCAGAAUAGAGAUCAACCAAACAGGUACGGUGUUGUUCUACCAGCCUGGUCUGUUGUACGGCGGUCCUGUAGAACAUGACUGUAACACGCAGCGCUCGGUCGGCUACUACCUGGAAGCUUUGCUCAUGCUGGCUCCAUUUAUGAAGACGUCUCUAAAGGCCACACUGAGGGGGGUCACCAACGACCCCACCGACCCAACAGUCGACCUGCUGAAGUCCUCCACCCUCCCUGUGAUGAAGAAGUUUGGCAUUGAUGGAGAGGGAUUCGAUCUCAAGGUGGUGAAGAGGGGCAUGGCACCUGGUGGAGGAGGAGAGGUAGUCUUCACUUGUCCCGUCCGCAGGACCAUCAGACCGGUGCAGCUGACCGACCCAGGAAAGAUCAAGAGGAUCAGAGGAGUGGCAUACUCUGUGCGAGUUUCUCCUCAGAUGGCAAACAGGAUCGUAGAAUCAACCAGAAGUGUUCUCAACAAGUUCAUUCCAGACAUCUACAUCUACACCGACCACAUGAAAGGACCAAACUCUGGAAAGUCUCCAGGUUUUGGUCUGACUCUGGUGGCAGAGACACUGAAUGGCACGUUCCUCAGUGCUGAGAUGUCGUCCACGCCACAAGGGCAGGGAGACCCCAUGCUACCCGAGGACCUUGGAAAGAACUGUGCCAAACUACUUCUGGAGGAGAUCCAUCGGGGUGGCUGCGUGGAUUCGUCCAAUCAAAGCCUGGCGCUGCUCUUGAUGACCCUUGGCCAACAGGACGUGUCAAAGGUUCUGCUGGGACCGCUCUCCCCGUACACGAUCGAGUUCCUCCGGCACAUUAGAGAUUUCUUCCAGAUCAUGUUCAAGAUCGAGGUUCAGAAGCCUUCAGAAGACGAAAGUAAAGGUGGAGAGAAGGUCCUGAUGACUUGUGUAGGAGUUGGUUACAGCAACAUAAACAAAACCCUCAAAUAAAACUAGUUUUUUUUUUAUUA
This is a messenger RNA of Notolabrus celidotus (New Zealand spotty), 1230 nucleotides long. RefSeq names its product RNA terminal phosphate cyclase-like 1 (gene rcl1). Gene Ontology annotation, biological process: ribosome biogenesis; endonucleolytic cleavage of tricistronic rRNA transcript (SSU-rRNA, 5.8S rRNA, LSU-rRNA). The record is from RefSeq and is a predicted model, not a curated record. Gene Ontology annotation, molecular function: RNA endonuclease activity. The coding region runs from base 92 to 1210 and encodes 372 amino acids. Lineage: Eukaryota; Metazoa; Chordata; Actinopteri; Labriformes; Labridae. The transcript has 9 exons. Gene Ontology annotation, cellular component: nucleolus.